Hippocampus zosterae (dwarf seahorse) is the source of this 3451-nucleotide messenger RNA. It is a transcript of the gene map2k2a, whose product is annotated as mitogen-activated protein kinase kinase 2a. The record is from RefSeq and is a predicted model, not a curated record. Gene Ontology annotation, molecular function: protein kinase activity; ATP binding. The coding region runs from base 769 to 1968 and encodes 399 amino acids. Gene Ontology annotation, biological process: protein phosphorylation. The transcript has 11 exons. NCBI's taxonomy places the organism in Eukaryota, Metazoa, Chordata, Actinopteri, Syngnathiformes, Syngnathidae.
GCAUUGACUUGCUUUAUAUAAACUGUCGAGAAAGCCGCGUCGUCCGGUUAUGAUGACCUAAAGCGUGUGUUUCCAGUAUUUCAUUGUGGGAUUAUUGUUUUUUAAUUUGGAUUUAUUUUUCUCUUGAAGAUCUUUCAAAUUGGACCCGGUACUCUCGUCGAAGUGACGGGCUCUCCCUGAGGGUGUCACUCGGGUCUGCUGCUUCCUGUAUUGACGGACCAACACCGCUACUACCACCAGUCACAGACGAAAGCCCUGAAGCCCUGCCACCCGGCCACCGUGGCCUUCCCCCCACAGCCCGAUUGUAACUUUACGGAGGGACGCCAAACGACCACCAGCAGCCGCCCCCCGGUGCUGCCGUCAUUUAAACGGGGGGAAAAACGUGGCGAGCUCCUGAGUCGUCGCGGCUUCCUUUUUCCGGUAGCACUCGCGAGGUGGCUAAUGGCUAGAAGCAGGUAGAUAACCCCGACAAGAAGCGUCCAAAGACAGCAAUGCGCUAAUCUCAACUUCUAUAAAGACAUUGAAAGGAUCCGUUCAUUAGAAACGCCUUGGUAUGUCACGUUUUAGCCAAACAUUCGAGUGCCAGGGCUCAUGAAGUGUCCUCUUUUCGCUGACGUUAGCCAGCUAAGUCGUUAGCCACCAAGACGCGAUCCUGUUGCUCGCUAGCGAAGAAGUAAAGGGCCACUGCCACAGCUGCUCGCCCCGGUGCACUUAAGUCCAUUCUGGACAAAAUUUGAGAUUUCCACAGGUUUUUCUUCUCCUUUUGAGAUGCCCCCCAAGAAAAGACCGGUUCCGUUGAAUAUAACGCCCAUUGGAGAAGGGCAGCCCACCUCUAACACCACUGAUGCUGCAUCUGAAGCAAACCUUGAGGCCUUACAAAAGAAGCUGGGAGAGCUGGACCUGGAUGAACAACAGAAGAUGCGACUAGAAGCCUUCCUCACCCAGAAAGCGCAGGUUGGAGAGCUCAAGGAUGAGGACUUUGAACCAAUCUGCGAGUUGGGCGCCGGGAACGGAGGGGUAGUCAACAAGGUCCGCCACAAGCCCUCGGGUCUGGUCAUGGCUCGCAAGUUGAUCCACUUGGAAAUUAAGCCCGCCAUCAGGAACCAGAUCAUCAGAGAGCUUCAAGUCCUGCAUAAGUGUAACUCGCCAUAUAUCGUGGGCUUCUACGGCGCCUUUUACAGCGACGGCGAGAUCAGCAUUUGUAUGGAGCACAUGGACGGUGGAUCUUUGGACCAGGUUCUGAAGGAAGCCAGAAGAAUUCCAGAGGAAGUCUUGGGCAAAGUUAGCAUAGCUGUGUUGAGAGGUUUGGCUUACCUGCGGGAGAAGCACCAGAUCAUGCACAGAGAUGUGAAGCCCUCCAACAUUCUGGUCAACUCUCGCGGGGAGAUCAAGCUGUGUGACUUUGGAGUGAGCGGGCAGCUCAUAGAUUCCAUGGCCAACUCCUUUGUUGGAACACGUUCCUACAUGUCGCCGGAGAGACUGCAGGGCACCCACUACUCUGUUCAGUCGGAUGUAUGGAGCAUGGGUCUGUCCCUUGUGGAGCUGGCGAUCGGCCGCUACCCCAUCCCCCCACCAGACGCCAAAGAAUUGGAGGCCAUCUUCGGACGGCCUGUUCUGGACGGGAGCGAGGGAGAGCCUCACAGCAACGUGCAGAGGCCCAGACCACCAGGGAGGCCCGUGAGCGGACACGGGAUGGACUGUAGACCGGCUAUGGCCAUCUUUGAACUUUUGGACUAUAUUGUGAAUGAGCCUCCUCCGAAACUGCCACAUGGCGUGUUCACUAACGACUUCCAAGACUUUGUCACAAAAUGCUUGAUCAAAAAUCCAGCCGAAAGGGCCGAUCUGAAGAUGCUGAUUAAUCAUAUAUUCAUCAAGCGAUCCGAAGUGGAGGAAGUGAACUUUGCCGGCUGGUUGUGCAAAACCAUGAACCUCAACCAGCCCAGCACCCCCACCCGCAGCACUGAGUGAAGCACGCCCGUCUGCCCUCCUCGACUACUGCCCUCGUCACACCGCUGGGUCUUGCUUGCAUAUUCACAUACAUUCUCUCUCACACAUACACACACGCACACACACUUUUCUCAUGUUGUUUUUGGGCUUAUAAACGGUUCCAGCUUCCUCUCAUGUAUUUGUUCACCAGCAGCAGCUGCAGGGCUCUUGAGUCGUCGUACUGUAAGACCACAAGCUUCACCAGGCCAGUGUCACUUUUCCACUCGGCUGCACGGGGGGGAUGUAACGCUUUGAUUGGCACACUUGUUUUAUAUUAGCUAUUCUCUAUGAAUCUUUUCUAUGGUGGUGGUUGAUGGCUGGCGUAGCUGUAUUUUGAUAACAGCGGCGUUUGGAACAGGAGGAACUUAAACGUAGUCAAUUGAAAUAGCUGCGAUCAAGGUGACUGCAGCAAUUUUCAUUUCCGCAGACCCCUUUUGUCAAAGUAAUGACCCCAAAUCAUCUGCCGUAUUGUAAUUACAUUUGUCGGGGAUAAACCAGAGGAGAGAUGGGCACAGUCAGUCAUUUAGUCUUUUUUGGGGGGGGUGGGGUUAAACAAUUGAUCGCUCUGAGGAUCGCAAACCAAAGAGGAUACUCGCACUUAUCAAUGCCUGAUCAGUACCCCUCCUUUGUGUCCGCACAUUUAUGAAGAACAGUAUAUCAGUGCACUUUGGAUGAAAUUCAGUGCUGUUGUGUUGACAUCGUUUCCUCAUACAUUUCAAUCACACUCUCCUACAAUCGGAGGUUAGGAAUAUACCACGCCUUUUAAUGACGCUGAGAAAACAAUGAUCAAAAAUGUAUUGAUGGGAUGCUAUAGCAUGGUUUAACCUUUCUUAUACUGUGCGUGUAUUUUGUUUUAAUGGUGCAGAUGAUCAGCCGGUGUUUUGAUGAGAACCCUCUGUACUAUCAAUAUGAAUCAUUUUUGUUCCCUAAUCUUUUGUUUUCUUUGUUGUUGAUCUGUACUUUUCUCCCUUGCUGAGGUGCAUUUUGGUUACGCUCCCCGCUGUGGCACUCCAAAAGCAGCCAGCACAUUUGGCACGUACUUUUUGGGAAAACUUCGCUCAUCUUUAAUGCAAAGUUUUGGUAUAAUUGGACCGUUAAGCUUGAGGCAGAGAUUUCAGUCGUACAAAAAGGGUUCAAGUGAGCAUUGUAACCAGUGUUGGUCACAUGCUGAUGAUGUUGCUAGCCUUGCUUGAGCUCCUGUGUUACUUUUUUCUUCUCUGCUUUUUUGGCUGCCCUCUGAUUCUCCAAAUCCUCAAUGUGCAUUCGUUCCGAGGAAAAAUGGAUGCAUCAUCACUUGUAUGUGUACAAAAUAUACAAAAACUACAGGAGUACUAUUUUGCAGUCUUAAUAUACAACUUUUUUGAUUUAUGUAAAUGACAAGGAAAAGUCAUUUAUUCUAAUAUAAAACGUUGGAUAUGGUUCUAAUGUAUAAAAGGAUGAAAUAAAACUUAUUUGUGAAUGUAAA